CCUUGGUGCAAAGCCAGGAGUCUGCGCGGGAGGGGAGAACUCAUAGCACUUCCUCCUCGAGCCCGCGUCCUGGCCUCCAGGCGGUCCCAGCGCAGAGACGACUAGCGCGCGCCUCUCCGCUCAGCUCAGCCGGGUGCAGUUCAGAGCAGCCCCGCGCAUCUCCGCGGCACCAGGUACAUUCCAGCACAGCUCGGCACAGCCCCGUCAGCCGUCGAGAUGGGUGAAUCAAAUGAAGACAUAGACCAGAUGUUCAGCACUUUGCUGGGGGAGAUGGACCUCUUGACCCAGAGUCUAGGAGUGGAUACUCUUCCUCCUCCAGAGCCCAAGCCACCCCGAGAAGAGUUCAACUACAGUGUGGGCUUUAAGGAUUUAAAUGAGUCCUUAAAUGCCCUGGAGGACCAAGACUUAGAUGCUCUCAUGGCAGAUUUGGUAGCAGAUAUAAGUGAAGCCGAGCAGAGGACCAUCAAGGCCCAGAAAGAGUCCUCUCAGAAUGAGCAUCAUGCGGCGUCAGGAGGCCAGGGUGCAGCCUCGCUCAGUUACGGAGCAAGCGCUGCUGCAGCUGGUGUUAGCCUCUGUGAGGAUGGUUUACCACCUCCACCCCCAGAACCCAUGUUAGACCUUCCACCACCCCCACCUCCACCUCCUCCCGAACCUCUCUCUAAAGAAGAAGAAGAAGCCCAAGCAAAGGCUGAUAAAAUUAAAUUAGCGCUGGAAAAACUGAAGGAAGCCAAGGUUAAAAAGCUUGUGGUGAAGGUGCACAUGGACGACAACAGUACCAAGUCACUGAUGGUGGAUGAGCGACAGCUGGCGCGGGAUGUUCUGGACAAUCUUUUUGAAAAAACCCAUUGUGACUGCAAUGUGGACUGGUGUCUGUAUGAAAUAUAUCCUGAAUUGCAAAUUGAGAGAAUUUUUGAAGACCAUGAAAACGUUGUUGAAAUCUUAUCAGACUGGACAAGAGACACUGAAAACAAAGUACUGUUCUUGGAGAAAGAGGAAAAAUAUGCUGUGUUUAAAAACCCUCAGAAUUUCUACUUGGAUAACAAGGGGAAAAAAGAAAACAAGGAAACCAAUGAGAAAAUGAAUGCUAAAAACAAAGAAUCCUUACUGGAGGAAAGUUUCUGUGGCACAUCCAUCAUCGUCCCAGAACUUGAAGGAGCUCUUUAUUUGAAAGAAGAUGGGAAGAAAUCCUGGAAACGGCGCUACUUUCUUCUGAGGGCUUCCGGAAUUUAUUAUGUUCCCAAAGGAAAGACAAAGACAUCCCGAGACCUGGCGUGCUUUAUACAGUUUGAAAACGUUAACAUUUACUAUGGGGUUCAGUGCAAACUGAAAUACAAAGCUCCCACCGACCACUGCUUCGUUCUAAAGCACCCUCAGAUCCAGAAGGAAUCUCAGUAUAUCAAAUACCUCUGCUGUGACGAUGCAAGAACUCUCCAACAGUGGGUUAUGGGAAUAAGGAUUGCCAAGUAUGGAAAGACCCUCUAUGACAACUACCAGAAGGCUGUAGCAAGAGCUGGACUUGCCUCUAGGUGGACGAACCUGGGAACUGCUGGAGCAGCAACGCCAGCUCAGACUACUACAGGACUUAAGCCAGGCACUAGCCAACCCAAUGGCCAGGUUCCCCGGGCUGCACCUUCGGCUGGUGGUGUUCUCCAAGUGACCCAGACACAAAUUGAAAUAACUAAGGAGGAGAAGCAAGGCUUGGGUAACCACUACCCAGCAGCAACCAAGGAGAACAAUGGCCCUAAGUCCAGCCUGCCACCACCCCCUCCACUAAGACGAUCUUCGGACACCUGUGGCAGCCCCGCCUUACCACCCAAGUCCAAGGGCCCUGGCAACUGCUCUUUCCCCGCCCCGCCCGAGGACUUCCUGCCGCCGCCCCCGCCACCUCCGCCCGAGGAGGACAGCGACAGCGAGUUACCACCACCACCACCACCACCACCGGGCUUCCUGGAGGAGCCACCGGACUUCAUUCCACCGCCCCCACGGGCUGCGGCUGUUGAAGGCUCUGCAUUGCCACCACCGCCACCACCCCCGCCCUGUGUCUCUCAGGAGACAACCAGGUCAUCUCCAAUGCCCCCAAAAAAGCCCCCAAUGCCCCCCAAGAGGCAAGAGAACCAAGGACUUCCCGCUGCAUCAGGGAGCGGCGAGCAAGAUUUCAUGUCGGACCUCAUGAAAGCUUUGCAAAAGAAAAGAGGCAACAUGCCCUAGGGAUAUCUGUUAGCGCCUGGGGUCAUUUCUAAGUCCAUCCAUGUUUUGGUACUCUACUGCCGUGGCAUCUUGAUCAUUUUAGUAAAAUGUUUUCCGACUAAAAAUCAUAUAAAACUCUUCACUGUUGUAAAUACUAUGUUCAUAUCCAUUAAAGUAGCGGAGGAUUUCAGACUAACUGUAUACAUCCAAGCACACACGUACCUCCUGUGUGUUUCCACCUGAGUGGAUUUCGUCUUGCAGUCCAGGAUCACUGAAAUGAUAUUCUAGGUUCGUUUUAUUG
Molecule: messenger RNA, 2488 nt
Organism: Arvicola amphibius (Eurasian water vole)
Lineage: Eukaryota; Metazoa; Chordata; Mammalia; Rodentia; Cricetidae
Gene: Apbb1ip
Product: amyloid beta precursor protein binding family B member 1 interacting protein
Exons: 14
Coding region: 217-2208 (663 amino acids)
Biological process (GO): signal transduction
Cellular component (GO): cytosol; plasma membrane
Source: RefSeq, a predicted model, not a curated record